Messenger RNA from Diaporthe citri, 1596 nucleotides. RefSeq lists its product as uncharacterized. The transcript is spliced from 4 exons. Bases 1 to 1596 code for a protein of 531 amino acids. Gene Ontology annotation, biological process: transmembrane transport; carbohydrate transport. Gene Ontology annotation, molecular function: carbohydrate:proton symporter activity. The record is from RefSeq and is a predicted model, not a curated record. Lineage: Eukaryota; Fungi; Ascomycota; Sordariomycetes; Diaporthales; Diaporthaceae. Gene Ontology annotation, cellular component: membrane.
AUGCCUUCAGACGCCAACUUGCCAGAGACGUCCUUGUGGGCGAACAGAAAAUGUCUCUUGAUAUGUGCCACCGUGGCCAUUGCGAAUAUGCAGUAUGGGCUAGAUUCUGCGGUGAUAGGAAGCCUGCAGGCUAUGCCUGGCUUUUUGGUUGUGUUCGGAUAUCCAGAUCCUGAAGCACCUGGUGGUUAUUCCAUUGGCGGCACCUUUCAACAACUGAUCAGCUCCCUACUGACGCUCGGCGCGUUCCUCAGCUCCCUCACCGCAGGCAGCUUCGCCCACUACUUCGGGCGCAAGACGGCCCUCUGGCUCGCCUGCCUGCUGACGGCCGUCGGCUGCGCCAUCCAGAUCAACACCACCGACAAGGCCGUCGUCUACGUCGGGCGGCUCAUCCUCGGCAUCGGCAACGGCUUCCUGGUCACCUUCUCCAACAUAUACACGGCUGAGGCCAGCCCGGCGCACCUGCGGGCGGUCAUGGUGGCGCUGUUCUCGGAGUGGGUCAACAUCGGGAGCAUCGUCGGCGCGGUGGUCACCAACGCGACGCAGUCGCGCCUCGACAAGGCGAGCUACCAGAUCCCCAUCGGGAUCCUGUUCGUCGUCCCCGUCGUGCUGGCCGCGGGGCUCUUGUUCGUGCCCGAGUCCCCGCGCUACCUGGUCAACAGGGGCAAGAUGGACAAGGCAAGGCGCGCGCUCGAGUCGCUCAGGGGCGGGUCGCUGCGGCCCGAGGAGCUCGAGCUCGAGUGGGUCGAGAUGGUCAAGGGCAUCGAGGAGGAGAAGAAGCUCGCGAGCACCAUAGGGCCCCUGGACCAGUACCGCGGCACAGACCUCCGCCGCACCCUGUUGUGCUACGGGGUCAUCAUGAGCCAGGUCGGGAGUGGCUCGUGGUUCGUCAUCAGCUACAGUACCUACUUCCUCAUCGUCGCCGGUCUUACUGUCCAGGAGGCCUUCAAGUAUUCCAUCCUGAACACCUGCCUUGGUCUGGUCGGUGUCAACUUCGGGAUUUACCUCAUGCGCCAUGUGGUAGGACGUCGGACCAUCCUCACCAUGGGUGCCGCAAUACAAGGAUUGUGCAUGCUUGGGAUGGCAAUUGGGGCAGGCAGCGUCAACCCAGUGGGCAGUGAGGCGGGCAGAAAUUGCCUGAUCGCUUUCUCUGCUCUGUACCUGUUCUCCUACAACGCUUUUGUUGGGGACGCGAGCUAUCCGGUGAGUACGGAAUUGGUCAGCACGAGACUAAGAAGUUGGUCGGUGGGUUCGGCCAUUAGUCUUGGAUACUUCUUCGCGUGGUUGACAGGGUUCUGCUCACCUUACUUCAUCAACCCGGAGAACCUGAACUGGGGCGCCAAGUAUGGUUACCUAUGGGCCGGAUCGAACUUUGCUUGCAUGAUCUUCUUCUUCCUUUUCAUGCCCGAGUUGAAAGGGCGAACGCUUGAAGAGAUUGAUGAACUAUUUGCGGAAAAGGUGCCGGCGUGGAAGUUCAAGAGCUACAAGACAACGAUUCAGGAGAAGGCGAUGGCUGAGGUCAGGAUGCAGGAGGGCUCAGAAGCCAAAGGUCCGGUAUCUGAGGUCGUCGAGGACGAGAAGAUGGGCCCCGGCAGCUGA